AUGCCCUCCAUCAGAAACUCCACUGUUCUAGUCAUCGGCGGCUCCUCUGGCAUUGGCUAUGCUGUCGCUAAGAAAUGCCUGGAAGAAGGAGCUAAGGUGCAUAUCUCGUCAUCCAGUGCAUCCCGCCUUGAAGCCAGCGUCAAGUCGCUGGAGCAGGAGAUCCCCAAUGCCUCAAUCUCCUCGCACGUCUGUGACCUGUCCAGUGACAACGUUGAAAAGAACAUAGAGCAGCUCCUCAGCACGAUUGCACCCAUCGACCACAUUGUGUUCACGGCUGGCGACCCCCUUGCUAUUCAGCCUCUGGGAACCAUUGACCUCGCUGCCAUCCACCGAGCAGGGCACAUCCGGUUUGCUGUUCCCCUCCUCAUCGGGAAACAAGCCCCAAAAUUUAUGAGAAACGGCUAUAAAUCAUCCUUUACCCUCACUACCGGCUCUGCCUCCCAGAAACCAAUCCCAAACUGGUCGUUGAUAGGCGGAUACUUGACUGGGCUUCAUGGGCUCGUGCGGAACCUGGCCUUAGAUCUCAAGCCUCUAAGGGUGAAUCUUGUGAGUCCUGGUGUGGUGGAAACGCCAAUGUGGGGGCCUGGUGGAGUACCUGACGAGAUGAAGAAAGAUAGUCUUCUGGGCAAGGUGGGCACGCCAGAUGAAGUGGCGGAAGCAUAUGUAUAUUUGAUGAAAGACACAAAUGCGACAGGGAGUUGUGUUAGCAGUAAUUCAGGGUCGCUCUUGAUAUGA
Molecule: messenger RNA, 735 nt
Organism: Aspergillus clavatus NRRL 1
Lineage: Eukaryota; Fungi; Ascomycota; Eurotiomycetes; Eurotiales; Aspergillaceae
Product: short-chain dehydrogenase
Exons: 1
Coding region: 1-735 (244 amino acids)
Molecular function (GO): oxidoreductase activity
Source: RefSeq, a predicted model, not a curated record